Messenger RNA from Paraglomus brasilianum, 864 nucleotides. The record is from the annotation of a GenBank genome assembly. NCBI's taxonomy places the organism in Eukaryota, Fungi, Glomeromycota, Glomeromycetes, Paraglomerales, Paraglomeraceae.
AUGUCAACGUAUACGUCGACCUCAAUUAAUGAGUUCAAAGAAAUCUUGAAUUCUGAAGUGUAUAUCGACCUCGACAAACUCCGAGACUCUGCCCGUCAUGGAGUUCCUUUGGAAGUUCGUGGGGAAGUAUGGAAGUAUUUGCUUGGAGUUCAUCCGGCUGAUCGAUCGCAAGAAAUUACCAAUCUGAAAGAAAAAUACGAGGAAUAUCUCGCAAUAGAAAAAGAAAACACCGAGAUCAUGAAACGUGUUCGCGGAGAAAUUGGCAGAUAUCAGCAUAAAAUUAAGAAUCAGAUCGAUAACAAAGAUUACACGAACAUGCUUGAGAAUGUAAUCAGUGCAUACAUGAAUCACAACCGAGAAGCCGAUUAUUAUCCAGCACUAGUACAUCUUUGUGGACCAUUUGUAAACUGUAUAAGAAAUGAAGCCGAGGUAUACUAUUGUUUUGAGCGACUUAUGAACAUUCUGGAUGAAUACCAGUCGGUUCAUACAAUCAACGAACGAGUAGUAAACUUUAUGACCCUAUUUCGAGCCGUUCUUCCAGACUUAUAUAGCUCUUUUGAAGAUGAGGAAGUCGACUUGAAUGAAUGGGCGACCUCCUGGCUGCAGUUUCUACUGGCGAAGGAACUUCCUUUAGAAGGUCUAAUGCGUCUAUGGGAUACAUAUUUUUCAAUCGAUGAUCCCAUUGAUUUCCAUCCAUAUGUAUGUUUAGCGGUGUUGAAACAUUGCAGAGAAAGUCUUGAAGAAUUAGAACAAUCAGAGAUACGAACACUGCUAUUGCGCUUACCAGCGUUGGAGAUGGGCCAGAUUAUCAAUCAGGCAUCCAACAUAAGACACGAAAUUUUAGAACGCCAAAUAUCAGAUUGA